Messenger RNA from Osmia bicornis bicornis, 8965 nucleotides. RefSeq lists its product as uncharacterized. Lineage: Eukaryota; Metazoa; Arthropoda; Insecta; Hymenoptera; Megachilidae. The transcript is spliced from 28 exons. Gene Ontology annotation, molecular function: chitin binding; serine-type endopeptidase activity; protein binding. The record is from RefSeq and is a predicted model, not a curated record. Bases 105 to 7298 code for a protein of 2397 amino acids. Gene Ontology annotation, cellular component: extracellular region; membrane. Gene Ontology annotation, biological process: proteolysis.
UGGCGUUUCUGGGUAACGCGGAGCCGAUCGCGAUCGGACUCGGUUUUACAGGAAAAACGAGAACAGUGCGUCGCGAUGCUUGCAGUACCGUCAAGACGUCGAGGAUGAUGUCGCGACGCGAUCGUUUCUUCGUCGUUCUUGCUCUUUUUUGUGCCGUCGCUGGUUUCGUUCACGCGAUCUACGAUCCUAAAGAAGCGACAACAAAGCGACCAAAACGACGAGAACAAGUUCUCCCAUGGUAUUCUUCAGAUAAAGAUGACAUCGAUUCCAACGAAGAAUCCGAUCCAUCGCGUUCUCCAAAAUGGCAACUGGAUCCAGAUGAUCCGAUACCAAGGGAACCUUUCCUCGUGGAUACUGGAACGAAGAACUGGAGUCCUUGGAAAAAGAAUCCUGGAAGUGAAAUUGAACAGAGAACCGAGCUUAGUAGUGACCGACAAACUCCAACGAAUUUCGAACAAAAUAAAGAUUAUCCCUUGGAAUACAGUCAAUUUGAACAACAAGAGAACCAAAGGUUCCCUUCAAAACCGAGUGAUUCUCAUAAGCAGGAGGAAAAAUGGAAGAAGCAGAAAAUUCCUGAGGGAAAAGACUCGCAGUCGAAAAUAAAGAAUGAUCAGGAAUUUUAUGAAGGAAUACCUCCAGAUAGCACGAAACCUCGAAAAGAAGAAAUUCUCCUCUCACCGAAACCAAAAUCCAUAGUGGCCCGAUAUGACCCCAAAACUGGUGUCCAGUGUCCAGAUUCCGACUCGACUGGCCAAUUCGUAUAUCCUCCAGAUUGCAAGUUCUUCGUGAACUGCUGGAAUGGCAGAGCUUUCGUCCAGCCUUGUGCUCCUGGUACCCUUUUCAACCCAGACACUUUGGAAUGCGAUUUUCCACACAAAGUCAAGUGUUAUGGAGGAGAAGUGGCUGAUUUUCCAACAAACGACCAUUUGGAGUCAUCAGGGAAACAGGAACCAUUGUCAUCAGGUGGCCAUCUGAAAAAUGAACGAUUACAAGAACCACAAUGUCCACCUUAUUUAACAGGGAUGCUACCCCAUCCCUCGAAUUGUACAAAAUAUUUGCAAUGUGCCCAUGGUGGAACGUAUAUCAUGGACUGUGGCCCUGGCACUGUCUUUAAUCCUGCUAUCAGCGUUUGCGAUUGGCCUCGCAACGUAAGGGGUUGCGAAGAUGCUUUAAUACCUAAAGAAGAAAACACAACGCCAUGGCAUCCUCCCGAAUACGAAGAUUACGAAUAUAAAAAACCAGGAUACAACCAAAAGCCGCCAAUAAAUCAGAUUAAAUGUCCCCCGGGUUAUACGGGAUAUUUGCCUCAUCCGGAAACAUGCAAGAAGUUCCUCCAAUGUGACCAUGGAGGAACUUUCAUCAUGGAUUGUGGCCCUGGAACGGCAUUCAACCCUGCGAUAUCCGUUUGUGAUUGGCCCUAUAAUGUACCUAGCUGUAAUGAAAAUAAACCAAUUGGUACAACAACAAAUCCACCUUGGGCCUCUCAAAGUCAUCCAGGAUCAAGACCACCUUGGAUGCACCCAGGUACCCCGUCACCUGGACUCCCAACUUAUCCCAUGUCAACCACAGCUCCUCCAGAAACUGACUGGGAGUCAUUAAGACCAACCUCGAGACCAAGCUGGAAGCCCAGCACAUGGACGACUGCAAAACCUUCAGGAACAGACUGGGAUUCUCUGAGACCUACUUGGAUACCAAGCUUGAAACCAUCUACCUGGACCACUCCCACACCACCUUAUUCUCACGGUCGUCAUCAUGGCACUCAUGGACACAACGAUGGUAGCUUGCACUAUGCAGACAAUGAUGAACAUACACACAAGGAACACGAUCGUUGGGAUCAAUCAACACUCCCAAGUUAUCCACAAUGGCACCAUAAUCAUGGAACCAAUGAUCAGAGUGGACACCAUCACCAUCAUCACGAACAUCAUUAUUAUCCACACAAUCCAACUUAUGAUCCCAAUAUAAAUACUGAAACUCAGCAACCUUCUCCAUAUCCCCAAAGACCCAGUCCAGAAACUCCUCAAGGAAACUGGCACCAUACUUCUGGGUAUCAUCAUGAUCAUCAUCAUCAUCAUCACAGACCUUAUUACCAUGAUGGAUCUGGAGGAACUGAUCAGCGAACUGAAGUUCCUGUUGAUCCUAGUAGAGGGGAUCGAAGAGAAGAUUCUGCUUCACAGUAUCCCCAUGACCAUCGUCAUCAUGGACCUUACUACCAUGAUGGAUCUGGAGAAACUGAUGAACAGACUCAACUUCCUGUUGAUCCUAGUAGAGGGGAUCGAAGAGAAGAUUCUGCUUCACAGUAUCCCCAUGACCAUCGUCAUCAUGGACCUUACUACCAUGAUGGGUCUGGAGAAACUGAUCAGCAGACUCAAGUUCCUUUUGGUCAGAGACAGGAUCCUACUGGAAGAUUUGAUUAUUCGAAUACUGGAAGUAACGUACCUGGGAAUAGGAGAAAUGGUCAGGAGUUCACUCCUAAUAGACAGGAAUAUGGAAGGACGAAUCCUGGGUUCUCGCAUCCAGUGCCUCCACCUGGACAGAAUUUUUAUGUGGAUGGUAAUUACCAGUUGCCUGACAAUGAGUCGAAUUUAAAUACUCAGGUGAUGCAAAAUAAAACGAAUUGGACAAAACCUACUCCGACAGGAAGUAGACUAAUUCCUAGCAGCUGGAGCCAGUUGAGUCCAGGACAAUCGCAGAUGCCUUCGUCAUCUAAUCGACGAUGGGAUCAAGGUGUUGCUAACGAAGACGACAAAAGGGGAAAUAGAACUAAUAUUAAUCUAAAUACGACUGACAGAGCAGUGGAUACGAAGUUAAAUCUAUGGCCUUCAAAACCAAAUAUAUUGGAACAUAAUAAGAGACAACACCGACUAGGUGUUAAAGGUGGUACAUAUAAUUCAUCAAAGCCUCUGUACCCAAGUAACAUAUACGUGGACAUAAAUGGUACAAGAGCUCACUUUAUCACAAAAGGAAUUGAAGUAAACCAGGGUCACUCAAAAAUAAAUACCUAUAGACCAAACGACAUCCCUCGUUUGAAUGAAUCUCGUAAAAUUGAUCAGAACAUUUAUAUUGAUUCUCACACACCUAUCUUUGAUCAGAUACCGUCAUUGGCUCUUCAACCACCAUAUUACACGCCUGAUAACGAAUCGUCAAUUUAUAGACAGGGUCAUAGGACUCCUAAACAUUAUCCGUUGAAUGCAUCUUCUGGCUUUGGAGAUUUAAAUGGUUCUGGUUCCGAUUACCACCGCGUGGCCGUACCAUCAGUCAAUCUUCAGCCUCCACCCUACCCAAUUAAUCAAUCAUUAAUUUUUCCAUUUUUCACAAAUAUUUCAAGGGUUGACAUUUAUUAUCCAGCUGUGCCAGCUACAAAUUUGCAACCACCUCCCAGGCCUCCUCGUUUAAAUUCUACUUUUCCAAUUGGAUGGCAAUAUCCAAUUCUACCAUCGACAGAACUUCAACCACCCCCUUAUUCACCUCCAAAUCGUUCUCUACAUUUUCCAAAUUUUACCUCACCGAAUAUUAAUCAAUACCCAUCAAUUACUACUUCUAAGCGUCCUGAGCAACCCUUAACAACUCCUGUAACACCAAACAGGCAAUAUCCUAGAGUUCCAAUAAAUAAUUUCAAACCAACCAGUGGUCGUCCAAAUUUGACUGAUUCCAUCGAUAGUACCACUCAGACAAAUUUUGAGGAUUCAACAGUUCCUCUAAAAAGUGUCUCAAGAACUGGGAAUAAAGUUUUUGCAACAAUGGAUCCAAAUGUGCCUACUGUGUCCAUUGAAGAGACAACAGAUAAUCCAAAAGAUUUUAAUUCUGAUUAUGAUUACGAUGUGGAUGUUUUAGUCGAUAAAGAAAUAUGGAAGCCAGUAUUGGUUUUUGAUAAUAAUACUAAGACCACCACUGAAUCUUCUGUGAUCAUGAAGAUUAAUAAGAAGAAAGUUGACGUAGAUUUGUUCAAUAUCGAAGCUGCUCCAUUUGAAAAUGAGGAACCACCAUUUCCAUCUUAUUACAUACCACCAGUUGAACCAUUGGAUCACUCGAAGAAAGUUACUAUACCAACACCAAUUUCCGGUCAGGUGGUUCGACUUAGGGGUGGUUCGGGUCCACACGACGGCUAUGUCGAAGUUCAAGGGAUGAAUCCUGGCUGGGGAAUUGUUUGUGAUUCGAGAAACAGCUGGAGUUUAAAAGAAGCACAUGUUGUAUGCAAACAACUCGGUUACGUCAGAGGAGCUGAAAUGGCAUGGCAAGGAAGGAACAAUCGAAAUGGUGUGCCAACUUGGAUCGCAGCAAACACUGUCUCGUGUCAAGGUGACGAGGCCAAGUUCCAAUCAUGCAAAUUCACACACGUACAAGAAUGUCGAGUGGAAAGAGACGCAAUAGGCGUGAGAUGCGCGUUAAAUCGUGUAGCUCAUUGCCAUAAGGACGAGUUACCAUACGAAGGAAACUGUUAUCACUUGGCGGAUCCUGAUAGCGGAUUAAAUCACGCUGAAGCGUUGAGUUACUGCAGCCAGAAACAGUCACGGCUUAUUGACAUCACCAGCCAGGCAGAAAACGAUUUCAUCUCCGAGUGGUUGGUGCAACAGCAACCGGAAGUUGCCUCGAUUAUGACUUCCGGCGUUGGUUUUACUACCCUGAAUCGCACCCUCUGGCUGUGGGAGGAUUCCUCUCGAGCGAAAUUCAGAUUUACCAAAUGGUGGCCAGGUUGGAUGGAAGAUAAGAAGGUUCCUCCAUUCGUGGGAUCUCGUCCUCUCUGCUUGGUAAUGAAGCGCAAAUUUCCGUGUCACGAGAGGCCAGAUUCAAUUUGCGUUGCUGAUUACUUCUUUUGGGACACAGAAGAUUGUGCCUCGUCUUCUAAGGGUCAUUCGUACAUUUGCAAGAGACCUUACGACGACAUUGGCUGCAUUUACGGGAAAGGAAGUCAGUAUGCCGGAAAUGCAAAUGUUACAGCAACAGGGAAAGAAUGUCUUCCAUGGAGUGAUCCAAAAGUUGCUCAUCCACUUACAGUAAACGUAGUCAAUCGAGAGAUCAGAGAAAAAUUGAAAACUCACAAUUAUUGUAGAAAUCCAAAUCCGAAUAGGGAGUCUAGACCAUGGUGUUUCACGGGGCCAGGUGGUGAAAGGGAAUAUUGUGAUAUUCCCCCUUGUGGAAAUGUUGGUUCUCCAAAGUCUCUUUUAACUGGCAAAUGCAAACCUAAGCAUUUCGAAUGCAUGCCAGGAGAAUGCAUUCCAUCACCAUGGGUUUGCGAUGGAGAAGAGGAUUGUACAAAUGGCGCAGAUGAAAAGUCUUGCGUUUCGCACAUGGAUUUAUUCCAAAAAUACUCUAAACAGAAACUGGAAGGACACGAUGUUCAAAAGUGGUUGAACACACCAUUGAAAACGUGUGCACUUAGAUGCAAGGAGGCUGAUUUCACCUGUCGAUCUUUCGCACAUAAGACGGCAGGAAAUGUUUGUCUGUUGAGCGACAGCAACGUAGGAAUGACUGGAGCACUGAAACCAAACAAAGAAUACGAUUACUAUGAAAUGAAAGAAAGAAGCAUAAACUGCGAAGGAAUGUUCGUCUGUGAAAAUCGUAAAUGUAUAAACCAAACGAAAGUAUGCAACGGGAAGAAUGAUUGCAACGAUCGUAGCGAUGAAAGUAUUUGUACUGUAGAAAAUUUGGAUUAUGACAUUCGAUUGGCUGGUUCAGAAAAUAAUCACGAAGGCAGAAUUGAAGUGAAAAUUUUGGGCGUAUGGGGUCAAGUUUGUGAUGAUGGUUUUGGAAUGAUUGAUGCUGAUGUGAUUUGCAAAGAACUUGGCUUUGUUCUUGGUGCUUUGGAAGUUAGACCAGGAGGAUUUUAUGGCAAUCUAGAUCCACCGACAAGAUUUAUGGUUGAUCAAUUGAGAUGUCGAGGAAAUGAGACUACUCUACGUGAAUGCGACUUUGAUGGAUGGGGUGUACACAAUUGUGAACCAGAAGAAGCAGUGGGUGUUAUUUGCAAGACAGCGGUGGACAGUUGCCAAGAUGGUCAUUGGAAAUGUGACAAUAGUCCAAUGUGUAUACCAACCGCAUUCAUAUGUGACGAAGUCGUCGACUGUGCAGAUGGUUCUGAUGAGAAUUCUGAACACUGUGACGCGCCUUUUGAAAUCCGUCUAGUAAACGGAAGUUCCCGUCUCGAGGGAAGGGUGGAGGUUCGUCAUCAUGGUAUUUGGGGCACUGUUUGCGAUGACGAUUUCUCGAAUGCAACAGCAGCAGUGAUUUGCAGAUCCUUAGGAUAUGGUGGACGAGCUAUUGCUAAGAAAGAUGGCUUCUUUGGACCAGGAGAGGGACCAAUCUGGCUGGACGAAGUUUACUGUUUGGGAAACGAGACACAGCUGUAUCGUUGCGACCACAACCACUGGGGCCAGCAUAAUUGCAAUCACGACGAGGACGCAGGUGUAAUUUGUACACCUGGAGACAUUGAUGAUUCCGAGUUAUACUGGCAGACAGUGACGGAUGUGCCAGAGACGAACAUCAACGACAUACUUCCUUCGCACUGCGGCAAACGACUAAAAGAUUUCAAUGAAGAUGACGGUUUUAUAUUCGAAAAGGUGGUGCAUGGUUCCAUUGCACCUAAAGGCACCUAUCCUUGGCAGGCGAGUAUUCGUGUUCGUGGACACAGCAGAUCAAACCAUUGGUGUGGUGCAGUGGUUCUCUCACCUUUGCAUGUACUUACUGCUGCUCAUUGCCUGCAAGGGUACAAUAAAGGGACUUACUUCGUUCGAGCUGGGGAUUACAACACAGAGAUAGAUGAAGGGACAGAAGUUGAAGCCAAUAUCGAGGACUAUUACAUACACGAAGAUUUUCGUAAAGGACAUAGAAUGAACAACGAUAUUGCUGUUGUGUUGUUAAAAGGACGAGGAAUUCCUCUGGGCAAGAAUAUUAUGCCAAUUUGUUUACCAACCGAAAAUACUGAGUAUCCACCAGGUCUUAAUUGCACCAUCAGUGGAUUUGGUAGCAUUGAGACUGGAAAAUCAGCUCAUUCCAAAGAUCUAAGAUAUGGUUGGGUACCAUUAUUGGAUCAAUCAGUGUGUCGUGCCGAACACAUUUAUGGUGUUGGUGCAAUUAGUGACGGAAUGGUGUGUGCUGGAUAUCUUGAGGAGGGCAUUGACACCUGUGAUGGAGACUCUGGUGGACCUUUGGCAUGUUAUCAUAAUGGAGCUUUCACGUUAUAUGGAAUUACCAGCUGGGGUCAACAUUGUGGAAAAGCCAAUAAACCUGGUGUAUAUGUUCGAGUUUCUCACUAUCGUCGAUGGAUCGAACAGAAGAUCAAAGAAUCUCUUUCAGGAAGAUAAAGCUUUGCAAAAUCUCAGUACACUUUUACUGGAAAAAUUAAUUACUUAUUACAUGUUCAGUGAUAGCUCAAUACUUAAUCAUCUGAAAUCAUAUUUUUAUAGAUAUAUAUAAGUUAACAUAGAGAAUCACCAUUUCUAUUUUUCUUCGUACUAUUAUUACGUAUUCAAAUAAUAUUAAUCCUUCGAAAGUUAUACAAACACACUUUUGUGCUCUAAAAUAUGUUUGAAAUUAGAUAGAAUAAAUGUAAAUCAUAAAUACUGGAUGCCUAUAAAAAGAAUACUAUUUUACUUAUAUUCUUCAAAAUAAAACUAAAGAAUAGAAGAAUUUGGAGGAAAUUAUUAGAAGACAAAAUCAUAUUCAAAUAAUAACCUUAAUUACCUUAAAUUAGAUUCUACAUGCUUUUGAUGUUGUGAUGCCACAAAGAACACGCCUUGAAGAAACGUCCAUUAAUCUGUAGUUUAUUUCAUAAGACAUCAUCGUUUCUACAAUAAUUGUAAUUGCUGUCUUGUUGCUGUUACAUGUUCGAGCCUAUUUAUGUACAAUAGUCCCAACACAUUCGAUCGGAUAGAAAACAAAAAAGCUGUAAAAUGAAAAUGUUGAUUCGCUUUUUAUAAUAAAAUCGACAUAUGAACAAUUAAAACGAAAUGUUUCGGCGACCUACGUUAUGAGAUUACAAAAAUCCUAUAACAUUAUCAUUGAAAUCGUUGUACGUUUGUUAAAUUAGGUUGAUCGAUCGACAGCUAAAUUGACCCGUAAAUAAUUUCUCUUAUUGACGUUGUUGUAACACUGGCAGUUACGCAGUUACACUUGUUUAUAUUUGUUAAAACAAAAACUACCACCAUGAUUGCAAUGUGAAUUAAAAAAUUCAUGAUAUUUACCUUCUCACCAAAAUUUUGCUUAUCAUGAUUAUCACAAUAACAUUCAUUAAUAUUCUACAAAAAAUUAAUAUUUCAAUAGGACAUUUUCAAAAUUUUAUAUACUAUUAAAACUUUCAAGUAAAAAAUUGUUUACUGACAAAAAAAUUGGUCAGUGAUAAAAAUGUAAUAUAAAAUGCUUUCAAAGUGCAAAACCAGACCUCAAAAGUGAUACUUGAUUAACGAUGUAAAUGGUAUAAUAAUUAAAAAAUAUUUCCCAUUUAUUUUUCAUUCGAUUUGAAAAAUUCAGUACCUUCUAUAAAUUGACAAAUCCAUGUUUUAUUUUAAAAAUUGAUUAAUUAUAGAAACACUAAUGGUAAAAAAGGAGAAUUGAGCUGUCGAUCGUUCAAUCAGAUACACUGAAUCCCUCAUUUUUGUGAUAAAAUCACGAUUUUAAAGAAAUCAUUGUUUAUCUAUUUCAAUGAUCAUCGCCUCGUGAUUUGUCGCAAAAAUGAAUGACGAUCGUCGCGAAACUAUUCUGGAUGGAAUCGAAUGAAUAAAACGGAAUCUCACGCAAGUGAAAUUGAACGAAAACACGCAAAUCUACGUAACACUGUUCGUGCAAUUUAUAAACGUCUUACAAUUAAGGGAAUGUCGACCAAAAAUACGCUUAACACAAAACUUAACAUUAAGUCUAACCCGAAUACUCUUAAUUUAGGCAUAAUACAAUCCGUGUUCUGGUCUGAUUAAAAAACACGACACCUUCUCUUGUAUCCUUAUUUGAUUAAAUUUGAACAAAAUAUAAAAUGAAA